AUGUCCCAGAGAGCGGCGGCUAAGCUCUACAAAGUGCCGAAGACCACGCUCCGGCGGAAUCUGGAGGAGGAAGAACCUGAGAGACAUGAGCGAGGCCCAGUCCCUAUUCUGGGGGAGGAAUUGGAAGAAGCUAUCGUGUCCUACAUAAAGAAGAUGGCCCAACUGGGGUUUCCGAUAACCCGAAAAUGCCUCCAAGAAGUCGGUAGGAGCCUCGCGAGAGUGGCGUCCGAGAACGGAAAUCCACGGGCCGAAGAAAUUACAUCAGGGAAGAAGUGGCUGGAACUUUUCCUGAAACGUCACCAAUGCAUCUCGCUCCGAACGGCCGAGCACGUAUCAAACGCCCAGGCCAGCGUGUCCGAAAACGACAUCCGAGAGCAUUUCGAGAAGCUCGAGCGCCGUCUCACUGAGGAAGGCCUGAUCCAUAUCCUUCGUCAGCCGGAUCGAGUUUUCAACACCGACGAGACGUCAAUGUCCCUGAAUCCAUCGGGACAGAGAGUACUCGCCACGAGAGGCGCCCGAAAUGUUUAUUCUCGCGGAGGGUCGGACAAGGAGAGCGUCACGCUACUGGUCACCGGGAAUGCAGCGGGUGCACUGGCGCCCACUGCGAUCGUCUUGCGCCGGAAGACCCUGCCUGUCGCCCUCACCGAUCUCAUCCGUGCUGGUUUCUACCUGCUCAACUCGGAUAAGGGAUGGCAGACCGGGAAAACAUUUCUGGAGUAUCUCGAGAACAGUUUUACUCCAUUCCUGGUUGAAAAGGGAAUUCGAAGGCCGGUUCUGCUGUUCCUUGACAACCAUCGUUCGCACCUGGUUCUGGACGUUGUCUCUUACUGUGAAAGGAGCGGCAUCGUCUUGCUGCCCCUGCUACCGAACGCGACUCAUAUCUGUUGGGAUAAAUGA
Molecule: messenger RNA, 897 nt
Organism: Galendromus occidentalis (western predatory mite)
Lineage: Eukaryota; Metazoa; Arthropoda; Arachnida; Mesostigmata; Phytoseiidae
Exons: 1
Coding region: 1-897 (298 amino acids)
Cellular component (GO): nucleus
Molecular function (GO): DNA binding
Source: RefSeq, a predicted model, not a curated record